This is a messenger RNA of Epinephelus fuscoguttatus (brown-marbled grouper), 2799 nucleotides long. It is a transcript of the gene kcna10a, whose product is annotated as potassium voltage-gated channel, shaker-related subfamily, member 10a. NCBI's taxonomy places the organism in Eukaryota, Metazoa, Chordata, Actinopteri, Perciformes, Serranidae. The transcript has 2 exons. Gene Ontology annotation, molecular function: protein binding; delayed rectifier potassium channel activity. Gene Ontology annotation, cellular component: voltage-gated potassium channel complex; membrane. Gene Ontology annotation, biological process: protein homooligomerization; potassium ion transmembrane transport. The coding region runs from base 808 to 2541 and encodes 577 amino acids. The record is from RefSeq and is a predicted model, not a curated record.
UGGGGAACAAAACCUACAACCAUCUGUUCAGCAGUCAGAUCCAGUGGAUGUCUACAAUUUUACUCAUCACAGUCUGUGUGCAGGUCUUGUGGAGUACAAAACUUGCAGACCUGUAUUUCCAAGACAGUUUUGUGGUCAUACAAAAUUAGAAUGACGUCAGAAUUGUGAUUGAAAAUGAGAAGAGAGAGUUAUUAUGACUGUCGGUGGUAAAGAGAGCAUAAGGGGCAGCCUGGCAGAGGUUAGGAAACAACCCUUUUUUAAUCUCCUUAGUCUCCUUUCUCUCUCCCUCCCUCCCUCUCUCCCUCUCCCUCUCUCUCCAUAAAGCGACAUCGCUUUGGUUGGAGGGCGAAGAAGAAAAACAGGGAUUUUGCAAGCGGGGAAUUGGCCAAAUUAAACGUAAUCAUGUUGUUGUUAUAUCACUCUCACAUCUGGCCCCAGGGUGAUUGGCCGGGGCACCUCCGCCGCGCCUGCUGUCGGCGCGGUCAGCCCGGGGGUGAGAGGACGCGCAGUGUGGUCAGUCGAUCCAGUGCGCACUAACCAUGAGUCCGGCACGGCCCGGAGCGCCAAACUUUCACCAACAACGCCCGGAAGUUUGUCGGAUCGCACUGAAGGUUUUGGAGGAAAUAAAGAAUAGAGGGCAAUUUCAGUUUGUCCUGUGACUUUAAGCGCUGCUGCUGCUGAAGACUGGAUAUUCUGGUGCUUUGCUGCUGAUUGUGGUGACUGAGCCUCCCAUCUGUGCCCUUGCGUCUGUGUGUGUGAUUGUCUUAUCCUGGGGUCGCAAGGCUUUGCACUGGCUGAACCGCAGCCAUGGAGGUGGCCCUGGUAGACUUUGAGAGCCUGGAUGAGCUCGACGGGGAUCUUGAUGAGGUGGACACCUACGCUGAUGAGACCACAGCUCUCACGGUGGACAUGCCCCCAGAGCACAGCAGCCCAUGCAGCAACUACCUUAUCCGAGGCUCUCAGCUCCCUUCUACGCCCGUGCCCUCCCGCAUGUGGGAAUCCACCUCAUCUUCGCCCAUUUCACACAUGCAGACACAGACACUUGGAGUACCCCAGUCCCCAACCAUGCCAACUCCGAGCAGACAGGGGCGCAGCAGCUGCACCAGUAUGAUCUCCAACUGGAAACUGCUGCUAAACAGUGAGGGCACGAAGGAGAGUGAGACGAUCUUCAGCCGGCUCGCUAAGGAGUGCUGCGAGGACCUGUUUGUAGAUAAACGAGGCCUGGAUGACGGAGACCAGAAAGUCAUCAUCAACAUCGCAGGCCUUCGUUUUGAAACGCAGCUCAAAACUUUGGACCAGUUUCCUGAGACACUGCUAGGAGACCCUUUGAAGAGGAUGGACUACUUUGAUCCGAUGAGGAACGAGUACUUCUUCGAUCGGAACCGGCCCAGCUUUGACGGCAUCUUGUAUUACUACCAGUCAGGGGGUAAGAUCAGACGUCCAGCUAACGUUCCACUGGAUGUGUUUGCAGAUGAAAUUGUGUUCUAUGAACUUGGAAGUGAGGCCAUGGAGCAGUUCAGAGAAGACGAAGGAUUCAUAAAGGAUGUCGAUAUCCCUCUACCUAAUAAUGAUGUGUACAGGCAAUUCUGGCUGCUGUUUGAGUACCCAGAGAGCUCAAAUGCGGCCCGAGGUGUAGCACUGGUGUCUGUUUUUGUCAUUGUCAUAUCCAUCAUUAUUUUCUGUAUGGAAACGCUGCCAGAAUUCAGAGAUGACACCGACCCAAUUGUGCCCACAGCGAUAAAGCCUUUCAACCAGUCUAGAUUUUACAGUUCUGUGGCUCCAUCUGCUGCAAAGCCCACAACUUUCUCUGAUCCCUUCUUCUUCAUCGAGACUGCCUGCAUUGCUUGGUUCUUCUUUGAGCUGUGUGUGAGGUUUCUGGUCUGUCCUAGCAAAAAGGAGUUUUUCCACAACCUAAUGAACAUCAUUGACGUUAUAUCCAUCAUCCCUUAUUUUGUUACCGUGGUUACAGAACUGGUCACGACGCCACAAGAGAGCUCAGGACAGAACAUGUCUUUGGCCAUUCUGCGUAUCAUCCGUCUGGUCAGGGUGUUCCGUAUAUUCAAACUCUCUCGUCACUCCAAGGGGCUGCAGAUCCUGGGACAGACUCUGAAGGCCAGCAUGCGCGAGCUCGGCUUGCUCAUCUUUUUCCUCUUCAUCGGAGUCAUCCUCUUCUCCAGCGCUAUCUACUUUGCAGAGGUAGACGAGCCUAACACGCAGUUUGUCAGCAUACCUGAUGGCUUCUGGUGGGCUGUGGUUACCAUGACCACUGUAGGCUAUGGGGACAUGUGUCCUAUCACCAUGGGGGGUAAAAUGGUCGGCACGUUGUGUGCCAUUGCAGGUGUGCUGACCAUUGCUUUGCCUGUUCCCGUCAUUGUAUCAAACUUCAAUUACUUCUACCACAGAGAGACGGAGGCAGAGGACAAGUUGCCCUUGGCAGAUGCUGUUGAACAAGCCAUGAAGACUGAAACAGACAGCAAAGAGGGCAGCAACACCUCGCUCAAUAAAGCCAAUGGAAUCUGGCAGACUGACAAGGGGAAAUAACUCUACAAGGACACAAUUCAGGAGGAGAGACUUUGCCACAAAGCAGGAGAGAAAUAAGACAAUAUGGAGGAAAUUAACUGCCUUGAUUUCCCUCAAACGAUGGUCUAAUGGGAUCAAUGAGAUAAAAAUGUUUGCGCCUAGUUAUAAAUAUUUUAUAAGGCUACACAGGAUGUACUGUACUUACCUCUAAUAUGAAAAUGACACUUUGAAAAUAACCGACAAGCUGAAGAAUUGAUUCAUGUUCAGGAUUGUACGUCA